UCGCUCUUUUGUCUGUCCCCCUCCCCGACCCCCGUCCCCGGCCUUCGUCGUCCACACUCUUCGUCUCCUUGCCUGCCUUGCUUCGUUUUUGCCUCAUGAAACUCGUCAGCGGGGUCAGAGGGAGAUUCCCAAUCGACCUUUACGUCGAUGUCAUGACUUGACCCCCCCCUGUACUUCAUAUUAGACUACCCAUAUCGAAAGCCCUUCAUCAGGAUGGAUCCCGACUGUGCGAUCUGUCAUGCCCCGGCGACGAUGGCAUGCGAUUGCGAGGCCAAGCGGCUCGAGGUGGCCGUUAAGCAAGCUGAGGACCGCAUGAUGCGGUCUAUUUACAGCGACAUACGCUCUUGGGUUCGCGCACAUGCACAGGACUAUAUCCUCGAAUACUUCCGCCUCCUCACAGAACGCCGGAAAACUGCCCACUCCGCUCACUUGGAUCGCAUCACCGCCCACGCGUACCACUACUAUCACGCACCACCUCAUCCCAACCAGAUUGCUGAGGCUCAAGCCGCUCUCAAGCGGGGCAUCGAUGAGGACUGGCAAUCUAGCGUACAACGUUAUCCCGAAGUUUUGGAAUAUUUCUUUGGUCUCGUGGAACUCACUCUUCCCGCAGAGGACGAACCUGCAGUAAAGGCGCCGCCCCUGAGCGCACUCAAUGGUUAUCGCAAGGCCAACAGACGGAGCGGCUCCAAUGGUGCUCCAGGCACCUCCGCAAUUGUCGCCCCAGUUGGAUAUCAUGAGCAGCAACCCGCUCUUCCGUCUCGAACACCCCCUCCUAUGCAACGUAUUGACCGUCGCACCCCGGCUCCUCGAGAACGGCGAUCUUCCUAUGCAGCUCCUCCCCCUCAACAACCUCCCUCAUAUUACGGCACUUACUGAGGUUGAAACGACCCGAGUGACGAUUUAACUACCACAUCCACAGAUAUGUACAUGAUCCGACACAUAUCACGAAUUGUAUGAGCAUCACGACCAUCGCAUAAUCGGGCGUGGAGUAUUACCGGCAUAGCGGACC
Ilyonectria robusta is the source of this 1009-nucleotide messenger RNA. RefSeq lists its product as uncharacterized. The record is from RefSeq and is a predicted model, not a curated record. Bases 214 to 876 code for a protein of 220 amino acids. NCBI's taxonomy places the organism in Eukaryota, Fungi, Ascomycota, Sordariomycetes, Hypocreales, Nectriaceae. The transcript is spliced from 3 exons.